Osmerus eperlanus (European smelt) is the source of this 5409-nucleotide messenger RNA. RefSeq names its product remodeling and spacing factor 1a (gene rsf1a). Gene Ontology annotation, molecular function: histone binding. Gene Ontology annotation, biological process: negative regulation of DNA-templated transcription. The record is from RefSeq and is a predicted model, not a curated record. Gene Ontology annotation, cellular component: chromatin; RSF complex. Lineage: Eukaryota; Metazoa; Chordata; Actinopteri; Osmeriformes; Osmeridae.
UGAUGCUGGCGCGCUGAAUUCUGGGCACUUCUCCUCGCUUGGUCCUCCCAACUUCGUUCAUUCUCAUCCUACCUUCUCUCCGUUUGGAAAAAUGGCUGCUUCAGAGGCAGCGAAGGGCUCUAGCUCCGGUCUUUGCCCGAGCUUUGCGGUGGUCUGCUCUUUCUUGGAGCGAUAUGGAGCAGCUUUGGACCUGCCGGAGUUGACUUUCCCGCAAAUGGAGAGGUAUCUUCGGGAGACAUCGACAGUUCCUAAACCUCUCGUGGAGCUUCACGUGAAGUUGCUGCGGAAGCUGGGCAAGUCAGUGACAGCUGACAGAUGGGAGAAGUACCUGGCGAAGUUAUGCCAGGACCUUAACAGCACCUGGGCCUGGGAGUUGGAACAGAAGGGUUACCAGGAGAUGACCAUGGAGUGCAAGUCCUGCAUCCUCAAAUACCUGUGCGAGUGUCAGUUUGACGACAACCUCAAGUUCAAGACAACCAUCAACGAGGAGGAGCCUGAACGCAUGCGGCUGCAGCCGAUUGGCCGGGACCGGCAGGGGCUGAUGUACUGGCUGCAGCUGGACCAGGAGCAGAACGUCAGGCUGUACACCGAGGAGCAGGACGACACAGACGGGACCACCUGGAGAUGCAUCGUCAGGACCAGGAACGACCUGGCCGAGGCUCUGGAGCUUCUCAAGUCCCAGGUUGACUUUGGUCCGGCGGAGGGAGAGAAGCAGGCAGGCUCCACCAGCACCAGCCCCCUGGAAGGCAAGGAGGGUGAGACGGAAGACGGCAAGAAGGCACCCGGCGACGGCUCUGAGGACGACGACAGGAAGACAGGGAAGCCGAGGGUGGGCCCCUGUCCCGGGGCCACCAGCCUGGAGAACCCAGACGCCCACAGCACAACACACGCCGUGGUGAAGACGGAGCGCGGCGCCGCGGUGAAGACAGAGGCGUCCGUGAAGCAGGAAGAGGCCGACGUCGAGAUGAAAGAAGAGAAGGCGGAGAGCGGCGACAGAGAGGAAGAGGGCGCGGACGGCUCACCGCAGGUCGUCGUCGACAACCGCGUGAGCACCAUCACCGCCGUCCUAAAGGGCGAGCUGAAAGAGGCCGACGCCCUCAGCAACGCCGUCUCCGUUGUCAUGGCGCCCGGCUCGGCCACAGCACAGGAAGUCCCGCCUGCCAAGGGGACGGAGAACAGGAAGGAGGGGGAAGUUGACAGAGCCCUGAAGAGCAACCAGCAGGCCAAGAUACCCCUGAAGAAGAGAGAGCUGUUCGGGAACCGCCACCAUAGCAACCAUCACAACAACAAUAGCAGAAACAACAACAACAACAGCAGCAGUAUUAUUGUCCGUAACCCUUCAGUGACACAAACCAAGGAGCCUCAGGUGAAAGAGGAAGAUGCGCUAUGCCCUGAGGAAGGCAGGGGCUUAGCUCCUCCCCUCAGCCAGCCUGUCUCCAAACCAGAGGACAGUGUGACGAGACGCGAACUCACCAACGGCCGACCGCUGAUCACACACUCGGACUGCCAGAACGGAGUGGUCGGGGUCAUAGGUCAAAUAGGAGUGAUAGGUCACGUAGGGGUUAUCCGAGGCCCUCCCGACCGCCUGAGGUCGCCCCCGGAGCCGGAAGGAGGAGCGGGGUCAAAGGAGAGGAACGGCCCCAGUUCGGACGUCACGAGAGCUGGGACCCCCCUAGCGGGUGGGGAGGGAGAGCCCCCAGGAGAGAAGAGCCAGGAGAGGGAGACGAGCAGGCAGUCCGUGCUGGUGAGGAAGAGUCCUGAGACCCAGGCGACCUCCAGGGAGACCGAGAGAGCCCCGAGCCUGGAGUCUGGAGAGAGGCCUGGGGACGGGGCAGAGGGGGCCCGGCCUGUCUGCCCUCCGGCCCAGAGCGAGCCAGCGACGCAAGAGAGACGAGAGGAGAAGGGUGUGGCUGUGGGUGGCACUGUGGGAAAGACGGAUGACGAGGACAAAGAGGGGGGGGAGAAGGUGGAGAGUACUGAAGGAUCUGUGUGCCUGGUCACGGCGGAGGGAGAGGAGAUCAAGAGCAUCUCCAAAGAGACUGAGUCGGAGACCAAACCCAGUGUGCCUGUGGAAGGCCAGGAGAACCAGGGGGAGGCACCCAGCGGUGAGGCUGGAGCCCAGGCUGGGGUGAAGAGAGCUGGGCAGCCGGUGGAGGAGCUGCAGGGUCGCCAGAAGGCCUCAUCAGAGCUCCAGAAGGAAGGGAUCCGACUCAAGAUCAAAAUUCCCCCUCACCAGAGAAGUGCUGUGAGGGACAAAGACAAGGAGAAGGAGAAGGAGAAAGAGGAGGAGAGGGAAGAGGAGAGGGAGGAGGAGGCACAGGGUGACGGCAGAUCCCUCAGGAGGUCAGCUAGGAUCUGCAGGCCCAGCACAAAGCUGGUGGAAAUCCGGGACAAGAAACAGAACAAGAAGCAGGACGAUGAGGAGGAGGAGGAGGAGGACGAGGAGCAGAAGGCAGUCCUGAAGAAAGACAAGAAAACAGACCCUGAUGGAACGAGUGGGACUACAAAGGCCAGACGGAGACACCGCCGGCCCCGGUGGUCCAACCCUCGUUCCAAGAGACGCAAACUGGACGAGGGGGGCGCGGAGGCGGAGGGGGGGAAAAGAAGAGAGGAGGGGAAAGAGAGCGAGGACGGCAGCGACUCGGACGCCUCCAGCCAAUCAGAGGAAGCGCCCAACGAGGACCCCUGCAGUCACUGCGGUCUCCCCAACCACCCUGAACUGAUCCUGCUGUGUGACUCCUGUGACAGUGGCUACCACACCGCCUGUCUACGGCCCCCUCUCAUGAUCAUCCCGGACGGAGAGUGGUUCUGCCCGCCAUGCCAACACAAGCUACUGUGUGAGAGGCUUGAGGAACAGCUCCAGAAUCUGGACAGCGCUCUGAAGAAACGAGAUAGAGCUGAGAGGAGGAGGGAAAGGCUGGUGUACGUAGGGAUCAGCGUGGAGAACAUCAUCCCUGAGGGUGACGAGGAGGAGGAAGAAGAAGAAGAAAAAUCAGAGAAGAAGAAAGACACAAAGAAGAACAAGAACCUGGGGAGGAGGUCGACCAGAACCAGGAAGAGCAUCAGCUACAGGUUCGAUGACUUUGAUGACGCCAUCGAUGAAGCCAUCGAAGAAGAUGCGGGCGAGGGAGACGCAGGAGGAACGGGGCGAGGCAAGGACAUGGCCAACAUCCUAUCAGAGGAGGGGAAGGAUCCAGUCAGAUCCCAGGCCGCGUCCUCCAGGAACAGGAAGAGGCGGAGACUGAACGACCUGGAGAGUGACAGCACGGCUGCUGAGAGUGAGGACGAGUUCCAGCUCAGCAGCAGUUCGGAGGAGGAUGAGUUUGCUGCGUCGGGGGAGGAGGAUGACGAUGCGGGCAGCGGGGCGGAACUGGGCUCAGACGCGGGCAGCGACGCGGGCAGACCCAGCCACAGGCGGGCACUGAGACGGACACCUAAACACAGACCCAGCAGGAACCAGAGGAGGGGCAAGAAGAGGCCCCACACACGCAGGAGGGGCUCCUCCGAGGAGGAGGAGAGCGACGAGGUUUUGGACUCUGAGCGGUCCAGUGACAUCAGUGACAGUGAUGGGGACAGGAAGAGGCGGGGUUUGAGGCGGAGCCAGAGGCAGCAGGUGAAUUACCGCGAGACGUCAGAGUCGGACAAUUCCCAGAAGUCCACCAAUAAAGACAAGGCCAAGCCACGCCGACGCCUCUCCAGCUCCUACAGUGAGGAAUCUGCCUUUUCCAAAGAGUCUGAGGAAGAGGAGGAGGAAGAAGGAGAAAAGAAGAGGAGAAGACUGAAGAGGAGAGGGGAAGAGGAGGAGGAUGUCGGCAAGUACAGGAGGAGGAGGAUGCUGUUGAAAAGAAAGAGAGAAGAAGAGAGGGAGGUUGAGGAGAGAAGAAAGAGACGGAAGAGGAGGCAGAUGGAGGAAGACGAGGAGGAGGAGAAGCGGAGGAGGUUGAAAAGGAGAGGCAGAGAGGAGCAGGGGGAGGAGCAGAUGGGGAGGGGGAGGAGGAGGGAGCUGUUGACUGAACAGCGACGGAAGAGGCUGGCUCUGAUGCUGAAGAAGCGCAGGCCUUCCACGGAGGACGAAGACGACGGCGAUGAAAACGACGAAUCUGAAUCUUCCUCCGAGGAAGAUCGUCCCAUACGCAAACGACUGAACCGCAUUGACUCUGACGAAGAUGACGAGGAGGAGGAAGAGACAAAAAGUAAAGUGGAGAAGGAAUCGACAACCCGACCCUCUCGUGUUUACAGGGACAGUGACGAUGUUCAGGAGAAGGGCCACAAUCUUUCUCCUUCUAAUGGACACCGGGCCUCCAGAGGCCCAGUUACGCCUGGGGAUGGUAGUCCAGCUGUACCCAGGGACAGCACAGAGUCCGGUGGGCACGGCGGGCACAAUGGCCCCUCAGGCUCCGGGGAGCCUGAAGACAGUGACCUGAUGAAAACUGAACAGUCAUGAUAGUAUGUAAAUAAAACUGCCUCUGGUUUUUGUUUAGUCAUAAAACAUUUUUUACUUUCUUGCCUUUCACCAACAACCACCUUUUUAAACUGGAUAUUUUCGUUCCGCAUAUCGUUUCUUCCCUACGCUUGUGGGUGAACACAGGAAGAGCCACGUUUCACUACGCAGUGUCCAGACUUCCUGAGAGGAGAUGUGCUCCGCCCACUGGGACUGUAUUCUUCAGAACCAGAUUUGGGUCCAGUGUGGGUAGUGGAUCUGGACAAGAAGGAGAACUGGGUGUUCUGGACCAAACCCACUUGAACCAGUUGUAGAGCUUCCUGAUCUUGACAGUAUCUUACUCCGCUCUACCGACACACACAUGUACAGUCACCAACACACACGUACAGUCACCAACACACACGUACAGUCACCAACACACACGUACAGUCACCAACACACACGUACAGUCACCAACACACAGCCUGUGAAUGAUUGGCUGCAUCGCCUCCCAGCACACGGCCCUUCGCUGUACGUGAUUGGUCCUCACAGCAUUUCACCCUCCUUUGAUACUAGUGUUCUGGUCUCCAUUGGUCUAACAGAGCUUUUGGACAGAGGCCAGUUUCGCUGUACAUACUUUGCUUGUGAUGCCAUUCCUUGUAAGAUAAUAGAUGUCUGGUUCUAUUUGUUUCCUUGCAAAAUAGUGUUAUAUUUUAUAUAUGAAGGAGAUGAUGAUUGCAACGAGAGGUCUGUCUGGAUGGUUUGCAUCGCUGAUGAGUUUGAGAAAAGCCCUGUGCAGCUUUUUUUGUGCGUGACUAUUUGUGGUGUAUUCAGGAAUAGGAGACUGUUACACGACGGCCCAGAGGGAAAAACAUCAGUCCUGUGGUCUAUCUGAAACGUUCUAGAACAUUCCAUCCCUGGACUGCACCCUAGAUAGGAUCUAUAUUGGUGGGUGGCUUGUAUGAGUGAGUUGGGGGGUCUUUGGGGGG